This is a messenger RNA of Phaedon cochleariae (mustard beetle), 3048 nucleotides long. The record is from the annotation of a GenBank genome assembly. Lineage: Eukaryota; Metazoa; Arthropoda; Insecta; Coleoptera; Chrysomelidae.
AGAGCCGCCAUGAUGGCUUUCUGCUCAACAUGCUCAACAUGGAAAGUUUCGAAGUUGUUUUAUCGUAUUUGUGACUGAGUGCGUGUAAAUAAAAACAAUGGGAACGUACUAAAGGAAACGAAGAUUUGUUUAGUGCCCGUCUCGGACGGCCCGAGGGUCGGGAAGCUAAUUUUCAGGAAAUUUUAUGUUGCCCUUCUCGUGUGUUUUGUGCUGUCAACAAAAAUGUCUAAGCUUUCAUUUAGGGCGAGGGCCCUGGAUGCUAGUAAGCCCAUGCCUAUUUACAUGGCUGAGGAACUUCCAGAUCUUCCUGAUUAUUCAGCAAUUAAUCGGGCAGUUCCUCAAAUGCCAUCAGGAAUGCAAAAAGAGGAGGAAAGUGAACAUCAUCUACAAAGGGCCAUUGUGGCUGGGCUUAUUAUUCCAACUCCAGAAGUAUCAGACAUUCCCAGCAAAGAUUUCUAUGACAAGGUUUACCCAGCGAAUUACAAACAACCCAGGCAACUUAUUCACAUGCAACCAUUCACUAUGGAACAAGACAUUCCGGACUACGAUAUGGAUUCUGAAGACGAACGAUGGUUACAAUCUCAAACACAAAAAUUGGACCUCAGUCCUCUGAAAUUUGAGGAAAUGAUGGAUCGAUUGGAGAAGAGUAGUGGCCAAACAGUUGUCACCUUGAAUGAGGCAAAAGCAUUGCUGAAAGAGGAUGAUGAUCUCAUCAUAGCUGUGUUCGAUUAUUGGUUGAAUAAACGGUUGAAGACGCAACACCCCCUGAUUUUGACUGUGAGGACCGAACAUCGAACCGGGACGGCCGCCAACAAUCCCUAUCUAGCCUUCAGACGAAGAACAGAAAAAAUGCAGACCAGAAAAAACCGAAAGAAUGAUGAGGCAUCCUACGAGAAAAUGCUGAAGCUCAGGAGAGAUUUGUACAGGGCGGUGACCCUGUUGGAGCUCGUGAAACGACGUGAAAAAAUCAAAAGGGAAUAUGUGCAUUUGACUGUGGAAGUUUUUGAGAAGCGAUAUCAGGCCAAAGAUUUCAGCGGGACUGUCAUGGCCGAGGCUUCUGCAAUUAAGUCGUCUAGGCCUGCGUUCACCCCGAUCUUCCACAAUCACUAUCCAAAUCAAAUUUGGGCUAAUAAGACUGUUUUAAAGGACGAGGUUAUACCGAGGAGAGAAAAAAGGCAAUAUAAGAAACGCAAGCACAAGUCAUUGGGUUCUGGUCGAUCGGCCGGUGGUGUGGAUUCCCUUGGAGGAUUGUCAUCUGACGAGGAAACCAUAAUUCCGCAAUUAUCUCCCGAACCAGAAGAAGCCGAUGAUGAGAGCCAGUUUGCCUUUAGAAGGAACAAGCUGUGUUCUUAUCAUAUGCCUCUACCGCAACAAGGAAACUGGCCGUGGUGUUCGAAAGAAGAGAACGGUCUGGCCGACAAGCGGUUCCGAUUCUCGUUGACGUCUCUGUCGAACCCUCAGAGGUGCAUCGGGUUCGCCAGGAGAAGAGUGGGACGAGGCGGCAGGAUCAUCCUGGAUCGGAUCUCCACGAAUUAUGACGACUUCUGGCGAACGCUGGACUUCUCGAUAACGGAACCGUGCCAGGAAUCGUCCGCGACAAUUGACGCGAACACGUCGGUCCGGGAAAUAGACGUCAAAAGUGUCAAAAGUGAACCUAGUUUUAGUCAAGUUAGUUGUGGCAGUGUGCGGACAAAUGACUGCCUCGGUUUUGAUAGUGUCAAAGUUGAAGUGAAGACGGAGCCUGUGGACGAGCUAGAAGGUGUGGUGCCUCUGGAGCCUGUUUACAACAAGGAGGAGAAGGAUGAUAUGGUCGAUUUUCUCAGGUCCCUAAGGAGGGAUGGUUUACAUUUCCGGCCGAAAACCCCUCCACCCGACCAUGAACCACCUUGUAACAUGCUCUUGUCAGAGGACACGUUCUUCAACCCCAGUGCCAACAUGCCCUUCUCCAUGGAGAUCCAGACAUUGGACACGCGGAGUAGCACCCUCUUGGACACCUCCACCUACAUUACCGACCCGUUCACGUUGGACAACUUGGACCUCGACACAGCAGUCACGGACACGAGGCAAUCCCUGUCCUCUGCUCUGAAUACGCUUAUACCUAGUGUUAGUAGUACCAGUAACGUUCUGUAUAACGACAGCUUCUUGCUGAGUGAAUCCAGCAAUGACAGUGAUUACAGAACUAUCGGCUGUUCGAACUUUAGCGUUGUAGAUCGGGACUGUGGUAGUGCAGGCUGUUCGAAACAACAAAAAAACUUUAGCUCCUCGAGUACCUUUACUAGUCCUAAGCUUAAUAGUGUAAGUACAACAACCAAGGGGGAGGGAAGCGGCGCAAGGAGUAGUGCCGACAGCUUGCCUGCUAAUACCAACGGGCUGCUGACGCAGUUUGGUAUCGAAGUAGCAUCAAAUAAAACAAGAAAUAACAAAUUGUCAUACGCUUACUCUGGAGCUGCUGGAUAUCCAAAUGCUUCUUCAGGAACAUUGAGUCUUCACACCUCUGCCCAUACCCUUACGCUUAAUAGUCAUAGUGCCAAUAUAUUGGACAUACCUAUGGCGAACGAUUCAGGCACCAACAAAAUGGCCACGGAAGCCGCUGGAGGGCCCGUGUCGACCAAUAACAAGGCGAAAACAAUAGUUCGUAAAAACAACAUCAUCAUGGAAGUGACGUGAUCAUUGCGACCAGGCCUGCUGUUUCUAGAUAAUGGUGGGAUGUGGUUAUAUCUGACUAUGAUCAUGGUCAUGUUGCGUAACGGUUGAAGAUAUGCCUGCAUAACUAAGUUACGAUUUAUAUGAAUAUAAUAGGUAACUCCUGUCUCAUGUCACCAACUGAAGAUAUUCACCGAAUUAACUUUCAUAAUUUUCUCUGGAACCUUAUCAUUUUUCAGUAUCUUGUUUCAGUUACAAUUUACAUAGUACCAUUAAUUUGACUUAUGAAUGCUACUAAGUACUAUUAUAUUUUUACUUUUUGAAAUUUUACAAAGGUAAUUUGUUCCAAAGCUGAUGAACUGAUGAUCAAUCAGGCGGAAAAUCAGUUUCGCCUUUUAUAUUGGC